Molecule: messenger RNA, 591 nt
Organism: Penicillium psychrosexuale
Lineage: Eukaryota; Fungi; Ascomycota; Eurotiomycetes; Eurotiales; Aspergillaceae
Product: GNAT family N-acetyltransferase
Exons: 1
Coding region: 1-591 (196 amino acids)
Source: RefSeq, a predicted model, not a curated record
AUGAUCACAAAUCGCCCGGCCACCCCAGCUGAUAUCCCCCAAGUCCGGGAUAUCAAUCACUGGUACAUCGUUAACAGCUGUUCCACUUUUGCAACUACCCCACCACCGAUAUCCCAUUAUGAGGACAUCCUUCGGGACCUGUCGAGAAGAAACCUCCCAUUUUAUGUCGUCGUGUCUGACACGCGGAAGGGACCAGACGGGGCAGAUUUAGUCCUUGGCUACGCUUACUUGUCUCCAUUCCGUGGCCAUUUGCUGUCCUAUGCACCGACCGUGGAGCUGUCGAUCUUCAUGCGCUAUGACCAGCGGCAAUUUGGCUAUGGGACUAUUAUUCUUAGAAAGCUCUUGCGCUUAGUGCAGCAGGGGGAAAUUGAGCACCGCUGCGAGGAGAGAGUGGGUGAUCUGCCGCGGAUUGGGUUUGGUACCUCUUUGGGUGUCAUGAAGACUUCCCUUGUGCAGAAUAUCAUUGCAAUCAUAGCUUAUGACACGGAGGCUCCGUUUGAUGGGGAGAUAUUGCGGAGAUGGUACAUGAAAUGGGGGUUUGUCGAGAAGGGGCAAUUGGAGAAUGUUGGGCGAAAGAUGGGUCAUUGGUGA